GUGGGAGGGCUGCGGGACACAACUUCGCCGGACGCUCACGGAGCGCGGCGGGCGGGCCUGGGGGCGGGCCCGGCGCAGGUGCGCGGCGGGGCGGGGUGUCGCUCUCGGCUCCGCCCACGCCGGCGGGGCGGGGUGUCGCUCUCGGCUCCGCCCACGCCGGCGGGGCGGGGUGCCGCUCCGCUCCGCCCCCGCCCCGCCCCCGCCGUCACAGCCCGGGUCGGGGCGGCGUCGACACCCGCGGAAGCGCGCGGCUGUGGGAAGGCUCACCCGAGCGGCGGCGGCUCGCGGACGGCUGGGGACCGCCAGGUAUCGCUGUCGCCCGUGGGGUCCACAACACCAUCUGGUGGGCGAGGGACGCCAGGGAAGGGCUGCCGUCCACGCGGAUGGGCAGCAGCUCGCUGUCGGAGGACUACCGCCUGUGCCUGGAGCGCGAGCUGCGGCGGGGCCGCGCGGGCGUGUGCGGGGACCCUUCGCUGCGCGCGGUGCUCUGGCAGAUCCUGGUGGAGGACUUCGACCUGCAUGGGGCGCUUCAGGACGACGCGCUGGCGCUGCUCACCGACGGCCUGUGGGGCCGCGCCGACCUGGCGCCCGCGCUCCGCGGCCUUGCCCGGGCCUUCGAGCUGCUGGAGCUGGCAGCCGUGCACCUGUACCUGCUGCCCUGGAGAAAGGAGUUCACCACCAUCAAGACCUUCUCGGGGGGCUACGUGCACGUGCUGAAGGGCGUGCUCUCCGAGGAGCUCCUCAUCCAGAGCUUCCAGAAGAUGGGCUACGUGCGCAGGGACAGCCACCGCCUGAUGGUGACCGCCCUGCCUCCUGCCUGCCAACUGGUGCAGGUGGCCCUGGGCUGCUUCGCCCUUCGGCUGGAGUGUGAGAUCCUAGGCGAGGUGCUGACCCAGCUGGGCACCAGUGUGCUGCCAGCAGAAGAGCUGCUGAGGGCCCGGCGGGCCAGUGGGGACGUAGCCUCCUGUGUGGCUUGGUUGCAGCAGCGGCUGGCCCAGGACGAGGAGCCACCACCUCUGCCUCCCCGGGGCACCUCUGCUGCGUAUAGGGCCCCACUGGACCUGUACCGGGACCUGCAGGAGGACGAGGGCUCAGAGGAGGCCAGCCUCUACGGGGAGCCCUCACCAGGUGCAGACUCGCCCCCUGUGGAACUGGCCUACAGGCCACCGCUCUGGGAGCAGAGUGCCAAACUGUGGGGUACUGCGGGUGGGGCCUGGGAGCCUCCUGCAGAGGAGCUGCCUGGGGCCAGCAGCCCACCCUAUGGGGCCCUGGAGGAGGAGCUGGAGCCUGAGCCCUCUGCCUUCUCCUUCUUCUCACUGCAUGGUGAGCUGACUCGGCCUGGGGACUUGGCUGCUCCUGAAGGCCCUGGGAGUCCAGGGCGGGCCAGCCCCAGGCGUGUGCGGGCAGAGGGGGUGUCAGCCUCAGCCUAUGGGCCUGUCCCUGAGCCCCUGGGCUACCAGGCACACAGCUGUCUAGCCCCUGGUGCCCUGCCUACCCUUUGCUGUGACACUUGCCACCAAUUACAUGCUGCCCACUGCACUGCCCUAUCAGCCUGCCGCCCCAGUCACUCACUACGGGCACUGCUCAGCGAUGCCCAGAGGCGCCUGUGGCUGCAGCGUGCACAGGUGGACACCCUGCUCUAUAGCAGCCCUGGGGCCCACCCUUAACCCCACUGGCCCAGCUCGAGGGUUUUCAGAGGUUUCCAUGGUGCUGCUCUCGAGGAGGGGCCAAAGCCACUGACUCCUGGCCUUCCUAUCCCUGGAGGAGUCCAGGGAGGUGGGGGUAGAGCCUUCCAUGGAAAGCUCCUGCCUGGGACCAGUGUCAGGCCUGAGGCCUAGCUAGUAGUAAGCCUUGAGCUGGACUGACAUACCUGCCAAUGUGUCCCUGUCCUCCAAGCCCAGACCCAUGCCCAGUGUGGUGAGUGAAGGGUCCCUGUCAACAGUGCCCAAACCCAUCCCCUUUAAAAGCCCCUCACCUGCUGGCUGGCCCACAGCUCCUGGCCCAUUCCCUGCAGCCUGUGGUUCAGGACAGCAGGUUGCCCACCCUCCAUGUGGCUUCCUCAGGGUCUGCAAGGGACACCGUGAAGGUCCCCAGAUGCACUUGAGUCAGUCUGGGAAGCAGCCAGGUGCAUGUCACCCUGGCUGUGGGGCCUUGGCCUGCCCAUGGGGUCACAGCCAGGAGGUGCUGCUGGUGGAACCCAGGCAGCUAUGCCACUUCCACCCUGUGGAGAAUGCAAGUCUCAGCAACCAGCACCCCUGCUGCCUCCCAGCAGAAGAGGGGGCAAGUCCUGCAGGCUGACCAUCAGACUGCUAUGUCCACGGUGGCUCUGUGCAGCUGUUGCAGAUGCCAGAGGAGAAAUCACAGCCUGCUUUCCCUGGGGGCAACCUCAGGCUCCUUAGACCAGGGUCCCCAGGACUGCCAGUCCACCCAGGGAUGGGGAAGUGCAGCCUGCCCUGGCCCACCUUCAGGGGACAGGUCAGCAACCUCUGUAUCCCCAUCCCACCCUUCCUCCCCAGUGCACUCAGAGGACACUGUCCAUGUCACGCAAAUAAGAACCCCACAGUGCAUUAAACAAUGGUGAAACCAGGUGUGUUAGAAAAGUUUUUCUCUUUACUCUUAGGAUGGGAGCCAACUGCUUCUCUCCUUGGGAGUUUCAAGGGUACCCCUUCUCAUGGCCCCCACCUUACACCUGGCCCCUCCUUCCCAGCCUUGCCAAGGGUCACCACAGCCUCUCUGAGCCCCGGGCAGCCCCUGUGACCAAGAGGCAACAGCAUAGCAGUCUUCAGGGGCCAGCACCCAACCCCAGUUCCAAGACCCCACUAAUUUGUACCAGCUGAGAUUUCAGCACCAGUGUGUCCUCCUCAGGAGUUUCUGCCAGAGAAGACCCUGUGCAGCCACCAGGUGUUGCCUCAAUAGCCCAGCCCACCUGGGUUCACAAUUUGGAGCCCCCGCCCCUACAGCACCCCAUGUCCAUACCCUGUCUGGUUCUGGGCACAGAGAAACAGCAGGUGGAGUCAACUGCAGCAACAGGAUGGUCGAGGGUAGGCGUGGGGCCAAGCCGUAUCCCCUGACUUCCCAGGAGGCACAGCCUGGUUUGUAGGGCAUUCCCAGUUCGUGGCUGGCCUGGUCAUUUGGCGCGGGCACGCGUGCAUGUGGGCUGACCUCAGGGCUUGCACCGCUUGCUCUGGCCCUCAGCAGUGGCCGGGGCAGUUCGCUUAUUACGGUGGUGGGGGAAGGUGGGCAUGAGCUCCGGCUCGCAGGCUACAGAGAGGAGCAGUUCAGUGCUGGGCCACAGGGAGCGUGGCUUCCCAGCAGAGCAGGUCCUCACCUACCCAGGGGUGUCUACAUCCUGCCUGCCUGGGGGUCCACCCACCAUGAAAAAGGGCCACUAGGCAAGCAAGCCCCCAGAGAAGAGAGCUCCAGGGGUCUAGGAACUUACGUAGGGGUUUCUCCUUGAAGUAGGAGCUCUCCAGGCAGUCUCCUGCAGUUGCCCUGCAGAAAAGCAGCCCAUUAAUGGGAUGCUGGCCUCAAAAAAGGUCUGUUUCCCUCACACCCCAGCUCAAAUCAGCAGACCCUGUUUCAAACUUCUAAUAGCAGGGCUGAUGGUAAAGAGGCCCAGAAACCAAGAGGAAUCUCAGAGUUAGUUUACAACCAGGGGAAGCAGAAACAACCCAACCUGGGCAUCUUGGCAGCAAUGCCGCCUACGUUAAGAGAACUUCAAGGGCUCUGCGAGCUGGGGUGGGGUAGAGCACUUGCCCAACCUGCACAAGGCUCCAGGUUCAGACCCAGCACCAUGAGAACAAAUAAAUGAUGUGGGUUUGAGGCCUUCCACCUUUGUAGAGAUCAGGGUCUUCCCAUCCCAAAGAGCUGACUCAGUACUGCCCACAGGCGGGAUCUGACCUUUUCUUGGGGUCAUACAUGAAGAGGAAAUUCAGUAGGCGUAGUCCAGCCUCAG
Molecule: messenger RNA, 3955 nt
Organism: Sciurus carolinensis (gray squirrel)
Lineage: Eukaryota; Metazoa; Chordata; Mammalia; Rodentia; Sciuridae
Gene: Spata2l
Product: spermatogenesis associated 2 like
Exons: 3
Coding region: 384-1667 (427 amino acids)
Cellular component (GO): cytoplasm
Source: RefSeq, a predicted model, not a curated record